Molecule: messenger RNA, 2394 nt
Organism: Oryza sativa Japonica Group (Japanese rice)
Lineage: Eukaryota; Viridiplantae; Streptophyta; Magnoliopsida; Poales; Poaceae
Product: pentatricopeptide repeat-containing protein At5g08305
Molecular function (GO): protein binding
Source: RefSeq, a predicted model, not a curated record
AGUGAUCUUUGAAUGCACAGCGAGCAAAUCCCGCUCGCCGGAUGCCGCCGCCGCCGCCUCACUCUCCUCCCCUCCCGCCGCACCUCCUCCGCCACCUCGACGGCCGCGCGCUCUCCACCCCCCUCCUCGACCCGCUCAUCCGCGCGGCCUCCGCCUCCGCCUCCGCGCCGCACCACGCCUUCUCCCUCUUCCUCCUCCUGCUCCGCUCCGCGCUGCGCCCUUCCCACCUCACCUUCCCCUUCCUCGCCCGCGCCGCCGCGCGCCUCGCCACCCCGCGCCUCGCGCGCGCGGUCCACGCGCAGCCGCUCCGCAGGGGGCUCCUCCCCCACGAUCUCCACGUCUCCAACUCCCUCGUCCACAUGUACGCCGCCUGCGCGCUCCCGGGACUCGCCCGCCGCCUGUUCGACGAAAUCCCCCGCCCGAACCACGUCUCCUGGAACGCCCUCCUCGACGGCUACGCCAAGUGCCGCGACCUCCCCGCCGCGCGCCGGGUGUUCGCGCGGAUGCCCCAGCGGGACGUGGUGUCGUGGAGCGCCAUGAUCGACGGGUGCGUCAAGUGCGGGGAGCACCGGGAGGCUCUUGCGGUGUUCGAGAUGAUGGAGGCCACCGCGGCGCGCCAUGAUGGGGUCAGGGCGAACGAUGUCACCAUGGUCAGCGUGCUGGGGGCUUGCGCGCACCUGGGGGACCUUGUGCGGGGGAGGAAGAUGCAUCGGUACCUGGAGGAGCACGGGUUCCCGCUGAACAUCCGGCUUGCGACCUCCCUUGUUGACAUGUACGCGAAAUGUGGGGCAAUCGUUGAGGCGCUUGAGGUUUUCCAGGCUGUGCCGGUGGAGAAUACUGAUGUUCUGAUAUGGAACGCCGUGAUUGGCGGUCUGGCGGUGCAUGGGAUGAGCAGGGAGUCACUGCAGAUGUUCCAGAAGAUGGAGCAUGCUGGGGUUGUGCCGGAUGAGAUCACAUACCUUAGUCUGUUAAGCGCUUGUGUGCAUGGUGGUUUGGUGGACGAGGCUUGGAGCUUCUUUCGCUCGCUUGAAGCUCAGGGGCUGAGACCACAUGUCGAGCACUAUGCUUGCCUGGUAGAUGUGCUUGGUCGAGCAGGCCGCUUAGAGGAAGCAUAUGGUGUUGUUAAGAGUAUGCCAAUGAAGCCGAGUGUUUCUGUGCUUGGUGCUCUCUUGAAUGCCUGUCAUCUCCAUGGAUGGGUGGAGCUGGGGGAGGCAGUCGGCAGGCAGCUUGUCCAUUUGCAGCCAGACCACGAUGGCCGGUACAUUGGUCUGUCGAAUAUCUACGCUGUUGCUAGGCGGUGGCAAGAGGCAAAAAAAGCGAGAAAGGUGAUGGAGGAGAGAGGCGUGAAAAAGGUUCCUGGAUUUAGUGAGAUUGAUGUUGGCAGAGGGAUCUGCAGAUUCAUUGCCCAAGAUAAGACUCACCCGGGCUCAGCAGAGAUUUAUGCCUUGCUGAAACUUAUUGCAAUGGAUAUGAAAAUGAAGGAUGAUGUCACUGUUCCAGAUUAUACCUGUAUGUACUGCUAAUAAGAUGGUUGCACCUGUAGAUUUCUCUCUACAAAAAUUCAGAGAUGCAAUUUGAAUAGUGCAAGAGUAUUUGUUGCUCUCAGUUCUGGCUGCGUACACUGAAUUUAUGUUGUUUUGAGGAAGUUAACUACCAGGUAUUGCCUAGUCAUGAGCAAAUAUAGAAAGGCAGAUAAUUUGAUUUUGAAAAUAAAUCCAUGUUCAACAUGUUUGCUGAUGAAAACAGGGAUAUAGAACUAGAAGUAUGGGGGUGUGAAUUGUGAAAAAUACUCUGCUAUGUUUCCGAGCUGCCUUCUAUUAUCAUCUAAUCAAGGCAUUCAGACAACAUAAACAAUCACAAUAACUGCAUGUCUGUUGCUGUUACAACAUGUAGAAGUAUAAAGCAUCUGGAUCAGCUUUCUCCUAGAACAUUUUAACUUAUGGCUUCAACUUCAACUUAUAUGGACUAUUUGAUCGUCAGACAGGACAAAUGGAUAUUUCAAGUAUGUGGAGUUGUGGACUAUUAGCAGAAGAUGGGCCUAAACUAUAAGAACCAUACCAGAGAUCUGAUAUGUCACUCAUACAAUACAAAUAUAGUUGGAUCCUGGAUCCACUGAUUGUUUGCACGAUGCUAAGGAAAGGAAGAACUACACCCAAGGUGUUCUACCACGGAUUGUCUACCGAGCAACAUCGAAUGUUUAACCUCUGAAAUCAGUCAUAUCAUUCAAAAUGCCUGCAUUUUGCAGUUGAGAACAGGUGCCCUAAGGAACUCUAAAUGCUGGGCAAAAAAAUGAUAGGUUUUCUUGUCACGUACCGCAGUGGAGACAUGGCUGCCAUCCUGAGAUACCAGUCUAGCCAAUCCGAAGUCUGACAGCUUCGCGUUCCAGUUCUCGUC